Molecule: messenger RNA, 1531 nt
Organism: Thalassophryne amazonica
Lineage: Eukaryota; Metazoa; Chordata; Actinopteri; Batrachoidiformes; Batrachoididae
Gene: phf11
Product: PHD finger protein 11
Exons: 18
Coding region: 21-1493 (490 amino acids)
Cellular component (GO): nucleus
Molecular function (GO): histone binding; histone deacetylase binding
Source: RefSeq, a predicted model, not a curated record
CCGCUGUGAAACGAAAAAAAAUGGAGACAAGCAAGAAGAUCGUUUGUAUACUCUGUAAAAAGUCUGGAGAGACAACAAUUACUGGACCUUUGUCGACUAAAGAAUGUAUCACGGCUCAUCAGAACUGCCUGUUGUAUUCCUCUGGGAUUUGUUGCCAGAAUUCCCCAGAGUUUGACGAUUUGUUCGGUUUCUCUGUGGAAGAUGUGAUAACUGAGGUGAAACGAGGAAGAAAACUGCAUUGUUACCACUGCAAGAAAAACGGUGCCACUGCUGGUUGUGAAAACAAACGUUGCAGGAAGACCUACCAUUACCCGUGUGCCGUCCAAGUGGGAGCCAAGAUUAUUGAGGAGGAAGCAAAAGGGGAAUAUACGUUGUACUGCUCCGUACAUGGUGUCCAAGUAGAAGGAAGUAAUGAUACUGGAGAUGGACAUGACACUUCCUUCAGAGAGGUCGGUUCUUCUGAAAGAGCCAGUGAAGCUGGAUCGCCUAAGGUUUGUUGCCUCACCUGUGAGAAGAAAGAAGGAAAUGUCAGCUUGGAGAGUCUGAAUAAUAAUAUUAUCAUGAUGUACUGUGACAUACAUGCGCCUUCGUCUCAUAGGAACAGUGAGAACACACCCAGACUGGACUCCUUCAUGAAAACGGGAUUGAAUUUAAAGAGAAAACUGAACUUGAACCAUGGACAUGAAGGCAGAGCCUCCAAACGUACCCGUGAAAACUGGAGGAAGAGGCUGUGCAGUGAUUCAGAAGAGGAGAAACCAAAUUUAGAACUCGCCCCAAUCGAAUCUGACCCAGAUGAGGGUCCAAGCACUGUGUCGGCACUCCAGCGUAUCAGACGCAAUGCUGAGGGUUCCACAUCAGGAAAUGGGCUGUCGGCUGAGGACACGGACGAUGAUGAAACGUUCAUAGAAUCGGAUGCCGACUCAGACAGUGUUGUGGAAGAGGCCGUCUGCAUGGAAUCUGACAGGCAGCGAACAGCAGGGUGCAGUCCUAUGCGGAAUCCAAGCAAACACAUUAAAUCGGACCACAAUCCUGGUUCUCAUUCUGCGGAGACCAGUCCACCUCCUGAUAUCUCCGACCCUGCUCCACUUCCAUCCCAGGGACCAGCUGGUUCACAGUCUCCGUGUCCCACCAUCUCUAUCCCCACCCACUGCUCGCCCACUCCGUCCUUGCACUCGCUCCCUCCUUCUCCUGUUUCCCUUCACUCGGUUCCAGAACUCACCCUCGACGCCACCAGCUUCUGGAAAAGCUGCAACGCAGCUGGCUGCACAGAGGCCAUCUUCUCUGAAUUUAUCAGAGACAUGAACCGGAUCUUCAGCAGGAUUCAGUGCGAUCAGGCCAGCCAGGAGGAUUAUAAUGUUGCCCUAAAAGUGAUCAUGUCAUCUGGUAAACUGACAGAUCUUGUGUCCAAGCAACACACAGAGUUGAAAAAGAAACAGCUUGAGCUACAAAAUGCAGCAGGAGCUAUGCAGAAGAUCAUGUCAGCACUGAGAUGAGUCCAGACACACGGGCGGCUAAAAACUACAAAUCAGGG